Molecule: messenger RNA, 324 nt
Organism: Dentiscutata erythropus
Lineage: Eukaryota; Fungi; Glomeromycota; Glomeromycetes; Diversisporales; Gigasporaceae
Source: the annotation of a GenBank genome assembly
AUGCACUAUCAUAUUAAGAAAUGUUUAAAGGAGGCUAAUCUUGCAAAUAUUAGCCAUGAUGAGCCAAUUAGUUCCUCAAUUAUUGAUACUGAAAAUCCACCUGAUUGGCUCAAAAAUGAAUUUUCUAGUAGAAAGUGGAAAAUGAUAUCUGAUAAUAGUAGCUAUGAUAUAGCAAUAAAAGAACAUUACCAGUGGAUAAGAAGGCAAGGUGAUUAUAAAAAAUAUAAUAAUGAAAUUAAUAAAGGUACAUGGCAAAUUGAUACCAUAUCGAUGCCUCUUAAAUAUUUAUCAAGAUCUCUUAGGGAAGCCUUGUUAAUAAUGUAA